This is a messenger RNA of Acanthisitta chloris (rifleman), 453 nucleotides long. It is a transcript of the gene HACD4, whose product is annotated as protein tyrosine phosphatase-like A domain containing 2. Gene Ontology annotation, cellular component: endoplasmic reticulum membrane. Gene Ontology annotation, biological process: fatty acid elongation; very long-chain fatty acid biosynthetic process; sphingolipid biosynthetic process. NCBI's taxonomy places the organism in Eukaryota, Metazoa, Chordata, Aves, Passeriformes, Acanthisittidae. Gene Ontology annotation, molecular function: 3-hydroxyacyl-CoA dehydratase activity. The record is from RefSeq and is a predicted model, not a curated record. The annotation marks the transcript as partial. The transcript has 4 exons.
AUUGUCUUUUCUUUCCAGAUCACUGAGAGAAUAAUUGUUUUAUUUGUCGUGAUCAACAGUCAGGAAGAAGUUCAAGGGAAAUAUGUCGUGUGUGUUUUAUUUUUCCUCUGGAAUGUAUUAGAUGUGGUCAGGUACACUUACAGUAUGUUGGCAAGGAUGGGGAUAUACUACCUACCACUGACAUGGCUCAACUUCUCACUGUGCAUCCUGCUGUAUCCCGUUUCAGUUCUGGCUAAAGCAUUUGCAAUUUGUGUAUCACUGCCUUAUUUUGAGUCCUUUGGUACAUACUCCAUCAAGCUACUAUUUCCAUUCGCCUUCUCAAUCUAUUUCCCCUGUGUUCUGAAAAUGUACCUGCCCGUGCUCUUCAUUGGUAUGUGCUUUAUCAUCCAGAACCUCUUCUCUGAAAGAAAGGCACACCUAGGGACAGGCAACAUCAAAAAUAAAAGUAGCUAA